CGAGAGUGACAGACAGGAGGAGGAAGAGGAGAAGGAGGCUCUUCAUCAUCAGCGUGAAGAGCAAGAAAAUAGAGAAUUUAAAGACCGGAGACAUUUCCUCUCGUGGUCCUAGAGGCACGUGCUGUCUGGAUUGAUUUACAGAUUCUGCAUUUUUAAAGGAAUCUCCACCUCAGACCAGCCCUCCUCCCCCCCCAUCCCCCCUCUCAGCUCUUCAACCUCAUCCUGUCUGCUUUGUCUCCAGUCUCUCCCCUCGACAAUGACAUCCUCGCCGCAUGGCUCUCGUGCCUCCAUGGACAUCCUGGAGGAGCUGCAGCUCAUCGCUGCUCAGAACCUGGAGAAGUUGGACAUCAACAAAUACUACGAGGUGGUGUGUGAGCUGGGCAAGGGCACCUACGGGAAAGUGGACCUGGUCAUACACAAGAUCCGAGGCACUAAAAUGGCGCUGAAGUUUCUGAGGAAGAAGACGACGAAACUGAAGAGCUUCUUGAGGGAGUACAGCGUGUCGCUCUACCUGUCGCCCUGCCCCUUCAUCAUCAACAUGUUCGGCAUCGCCUUCGAAACGGAUGAGUACUACAUCUUUGCUCAGGAGUACGCCCUCGCUGGAGAUCUGUUCGACAUCAUCCCGCCUCAGGUCGGACUCCAGGAGACGGUGGCAAAGCGGUGCGUCCACCAGGUGGCGAUCGCCCUCGACUACCUGCACUGUAAGAAGCUGGUCCACCGAGACAUCAAACCCGAGAACGUCCUCAUAUUCGACAAAGAGUGCAGGAAGGUCAAGCUGUCCGACUUCGGCAUGACGCGGCGCGCCGGCUCUCCGGUGAAGCGCGUCAGCGGCACGAUCCCCUACACGGCGCCGGAGCUGUGCGACACCUCGCAGCAGGACGGUUUCUACGUGGACUUCAGCACGGACGUGUGGGCGUUCGGCGUGCUGCUGUUCUGCAUGCUGACGGGGAACUUCCCCUGGGAGAAGGCGAUGCCCGGCGACGCCUUCUACGAGGAGUUUGUGCGCUGGCAGCGGCGGCGGACCGCCUCGGUGCCGUCGCAGUGGCGUCGCUUCACCGACGACGCUCUGCGGAUGUUUCGCCGGCUCCUCUCAGUCGAGCAGGAGCGCCGCUGCUGCGUGAAAGAUGUCUUCAACUUCUUUAACCACAACUGGAUGCUGGACACGGAGAACAGGAACAGUGGCGGCGGCGGCGGCGGUUUGGCAAACAGCGUUCUUCCUCUGGACAUCAGCUCGUCGUCUUCUGAGGAGGAGGGGUUAGUAGACCGUCUGAUGCAGCAGAGUCUGUCCCCUUCAUGUGUGGCAUCAAAGACCAGCAUCAUGAUGGACACCCACUAUUCCUCCAUGUCUGCCAACAGCUCGCAAUCGUCCCCCGGCAGCUACGAGCGAGUCAACCGAGAAAACAACGAGCGAGGGCGCAUCCUGGUGACCACGCCCAUAGAGAUCUGUGUGUAGAGGUGCUGAUCGUACCUCAGAAAACAUUAGCAUGUACGCAAUCCUCGGUGGGGUUACAGGAAGUCCGGUCAACACUGGAGGCUGAAAAAGAAAACGUCUCCAUGAAAAAAAAAAGAGGAGACACAUGACGGAGCGAAGCGGCGUUCAGCGUCCGCCGUGCGAGGUUGAAGCUUCACUUUGGAUCGACUCAUAUCUGAUGACGACGAGCUCUGAGGAGACGAGCGGAGAGACGAGCCCGAGAAUCCCGUCUGUGGUUUAAAAAACGACUGUUCACAAGACCGUGUGCUUAAGUGCGUCAGUGAUUCAGUUGUACUUUGGAAGAAUCUUGAAGUCUGUUUUAAAAAAUUAAAGUGUGAAAAAAAGCAAAAAAAAAAUCCUCGUAAUCAGAAGCAAUAUGUUGAAAUGUUUUAAAUUAUUGAGUUGUGGCAAAAACGUCAUCUGAGAAGAAGAAGAAGAAACGUUUUCAGUCAAAUUGAUUUCUGUGGCUGGUGGCUCUGUUGUUGUUGUUGUGUGUUAUCAUGAAAUGUGUUCUGUUUGUAGGUUUCUGUCUGUUAAAUGUGUUCUUCCUGUGUGUGUUUCUUUUGUUUGGUAUUUUUUAAAUUGGAAUUAAAUUAUUUAUUUAUUCAUUUCGAUGUUAUAUUUAUGAUUUUUUUUUUUUUCACCUGAGGUCACCUGAGGUCAGAAAUCAGUUUUUUUUAUUUCUCUCAGUGAAGUUAAAUUCUGUAGAAAUGUAAAUGUCUGUAGAAUCAGGUGAUUUUUGGCGUUACUGACCGACAUUUUAAUUAUUAUUUUUAUUUUUAUUUUUAUU
Labrus mixtus (cuckoo wrasse) is the source of this 2261-nucleotide messenger RNA. RefSeq names its product serine/threonine-protein kinase SBK1-like. Lineage: Eukaryota; Metazoa; Chordata; Actinopteri; Labriformes; Labridae. The coding region runs from base 257 to 1453 and encodes 398 amino acids. Gene Ontology annotation, biological process: peptidyl-serine phosphorylation; peptidyl-threonine phosphorylation. The record is from RefSeq and is a predicted model, not a curated record. The transcript has 4 exons. Gene Ontology annotation, molecular function: ATP binding; protein serine/threonine kinase activity.